Triticum urartu is the source of this 2076-nucleotide messenger RNA. Lineage: Eukaryota; Viridiplantae; Streptophyta; Magnoliopsida; Poales; Poaceae. The record is from RefSeq and is a predicted model, not a curated record.
GGGCCAUGAAUGGACGGAGGGGCGGACGGCGUCGAGUGAGAUAGCCUGAGCCGUGGCUCGAGGGGUGGCGGCCGUUCCGAUCCGUGGAUCAGGUCCGGUGGUUUCCGCUAGCCUCCGGCAGCGCGCGCAGUUAAUGCAGAGGGUCGGCUGGUGGGCUGGUAGGUGUGGUGAAGUUGGAUUUGUCUUCCACCCCAGGCAAGAGAAAGGGUGGAGUGGUUGACUGCGGCGACCAAUAUUGCUUGUCCGGCAACCUCGCACGCGCUCCGGUGACCAUGGAGUUCUUGCUGCAGCCGAUAAACAGAACUCUGCUUGAGGAGGUGAAUGAUAAUAACAGCGCCAUAGAGCCUGUGCGGUUCCCAGUCGCCGCGGCGGUGGAGGUUGAGCCUCCAGCACCGGCCGCUUCAAGUGCUGACGCCCAGAUCUGUCUGCCGGAGACAGAAGCUGCGGACAUGCCACAGUGCUCCGAGCACUCAAUAGAGCAAAUGGACCCUAAAGCACCAGGCUGGACCCAAAGCAGAGUGCGUGUAGGUGCCGCCGCUGAAGGCAGGGCCCCUUGCUCGGAUAGGGUCACAGCACUAGAGAAGACUGUGAGAGAGUUUGCAGAGACUCCAGGGGACAUAGUGAUCGUCCCAAAGAUUGGGACAAGUUUCGACAGUCUAGGUGAAGCUUACGACUUUUACAACCUGUACUCAUGGGAAAAAGGAUUCGGGAUUAGAUAUGGGAAAAGCAGGUUAAAUGUGAACCGGACAAAGUGCAUGCAAGAGAUCGUAUGUGGAUGCGCGGGGAAGCCGAUUGUUGAAAAUACUCGUUCUUGUCGAUGUGAAUGCCCAGCCCUCAUGAGAUUACUCCGAUCCAAGGACAACAGGUGGUACAUAGCUGAGCAUCGAGAUGUGCACAACCAUGCUUUGACACAAACCUACGGCCAAACAAUACACUGGCCGUCACACAAGCAUAUUGAUGUCUACAGCAGAGACCUGGUCAAGCAGUUGCGACAAAACAAUGUCAGCCUCGCAAAGGUGUAUAGCAUCAUUGGUAGCUUCUUUGGGAGGAUGGAGAAUGUACCAUUCACGAAAAGAGCAUUGAGAAAUUUAUGUGGCAAGAUUAGCCGUGAGCAGUCCGAAGAUGAUGUCAGGAAAACAAUGGAAGUGUUCCAGGAGCUGUGUUCAAAGGAUCCACAAUUCACAUACCGGGUUCAAGCUGAUAGUGAGGGCAAAAUAAGCAACUUGAUGUGGGCUACUGGCAACAGCAGGCUGCAGUACAACUUCUUUGGAGAUGUAGUUACAUUUGACACAACUUAUCGGACCAACUUGUACGACAUGCCGUUUGGCUUGUUCGUUGGGGUUAACAGCCAUUUUCAGAGCAUCAUACUUGCGGGGGUGCUAGUUAAACACGAGACAGUGGAGACAUUUGAGUGGGUAUUCUCGGAGUUUGUUAGGAUAAUGGGUGGCAGGGCGCCGCAAACAAUCCUGACUGAUCAAAACAGGGCGAUGGAGGUCGCAAUUAGUAAUAUGUUGCCUGACACGGCUCACCGCUGGUGCAAGUGGCAUGUGCUUAAGAAGGCAAAGGAAUCGCUCGGCCCAUUAUACUAAAAAAAAGUGAUUUCCGACCGGAGUUUCACAAGGUUGUCAAUCACAUGUUAACGAUAGAUGAGUUUGAAGAAGGUUGGAAGUACCUCAUAGAGAAAUACAACUUGAAAAAUCACGAUUACAUGACCAACUUGUACGAGAUACGUCACAAAUGGGCAAAGCCAUUUUUCAAGGGUGUAUUCUGUGCAAAGAUGACUAGUACCCAACGGAGUGAAAGCGCAAACCACAUGUUGAAGAACUACGUGCCUCCUGGAUGCCCAAUGCAUAUGUUUGUUAGGAAGUAUAUGAGUUUAAUCUUUGACAGGGAGUCCGAGGAAAAUUACGAGGAGAAGCGGACUGCAAUCGUAAGAAGGGAGGCCGCUUAUGCGAGCUAAUAUGGCAACCGAAAGGCAUGCUGGGCAGAUAUACACCAGAGCCAUGUUUGAACAAUUCGGUCAUAUACUGUACGAGUGUGGCGCAUAUCAAGUGGAAGAGAUCGAAAAGGGUAAAG